ACGCUAAAACAUACAGUUUACCUGUAGAGGGCAAUGAUAGGAAUUAGAACGUCGAAAAUACAUUAUCUGACACAAAUACAAAGGGUACGUCACCCUUUUUAUUUUGAACUAUUAAGUGUACGUCAUUAGUUUGGUAUUGGUCAUUCAUUUGUGUUCACCCUUGCAGUAACCGAUAAGGUGGAUGGAUAGCUAAUAGACCUACACAAUAUGUAUUGACCGACUUAAUUUUCAAGCAAGAUAUCCAAAAAUGGUAUAAGUGUGCCAAGUAUCAGACAAAAUGUUGCCUCCUGAGUUGAAAGAUCAUGUCAUUAGAAAACACAACUGCUCAAACGACAACUGCGCGUGCACCAACAUCAAAUACUAAAGCACCAGGUUCCUAUGAGAUCGAUACAGCAUCACAAGAAGCUAUUAAUUUUGUUCUUUGGGGAGCUUCAGGAUUAGCUGUAUUAAUUUUAUUUCUUCGGUUGAUCAUAUCCGUUAUCCAUAGAUUUCGACGACGACACAAUGAAGGUGUGCCGUUCUGGGGAAAUAACAGCAGAUGUACAUUACAAGAAGCCCCGCCUCCAAACUACUCGCAGAUAUCUAUUCGCACACUGCCUCCGUCAUACAGUCAGGGUUGUAGAAUAAUACAUUACCAUCCAUCUACAGGAAAUGUGUCACAACAGACGACAUCGACUGGAAACGACGUACCGGUGAACGAAGCGUAUUCGAAUUACAUUGCUGACACUGAUUUUACUGUUCCGACUUCAAAUGAUAAUGAUGGGACUGACGAUGAUGUGUUUGAUGCUUCUACAAACACAAAUUUUGAAACAGUUCAUUCUGGAUCCGAAACACAACUAUCCAAUGACAAUUAUAGCAACAACAGACUGUCUCGAACGCAUAUUGAAAACGAUUGAAAAAUACCCACUACAAAUGAAAAUAUAGGUGAAAGCAAAGACUUUGAUAUAUGAGAUCGCAUAGAAUAGCUAAUGUAUAACAAAAGCACUAUAAACGGGGUUUGUUGUCAAAGAAUCAUAUCAAAAAAACGAAACUAAAGAAUUAAAUUCAUGGAUAUAAUCCGAUAUUCAACACAAGCAGCUAAAGCCAACAUCAUAAAGAAACAUAUGCCAUAGAUGGCUUGCCCCGAUUAUAAAUAAUAGGUCUUGCAGCAUUAACGAUGUGGAGUCGUU
Molecule: messenger RNA, 1169 nt
Organism: Mytilus trossulus (common blue mussel)
Lineage: Eukaryota; Metazoa; Mollusca; Bivalvia; Mytilida; Mytilidae
Exons: 4
Coding region: 303-896 (197 amino acids)
Source: RefSeq, a predicted model, not a curated record